AUGCAGCUGAUCGAUGGUCAUGCAGUCGCGCUAUUUACUCUGAUUCUGCCACCUAGUUGUCCUCCUGGGAGCAAGAAUCGUGGCGAGUAUGUGGCACAUACGCUUGGGGCUGCUGAGGAAGAUGGUGGGGUUGUGGAUGGAAGAACGGAGGAUGCGAAAGGGGUGGAUGCAGGAGGCAUGGAGAAGGUUGGCACAUUGGAAGAAGGUGAGCAGUGUGGCAACCCUUGUUGCACUCUUGGUACCACUCUAUGCAUUGCAGUGUGCUGGUCUCCAGUGGUGGCAGCAGGUGCGACACCUGAUGUUGCAGUAGGACGUGCAAUAUCAGGCCUGACAGCAGGGGAUAGUGAAUCGCUUGCAACGAUACAAGUGACAGAAGGUGUUCUAAUAGCGGUUGCGAGAGGUGUGGCAGCAGGUGCUGUGAAUGGGGGUGCGAGGGGCUGCAGGUUUAGAGAUGAACGUGGUCUAGAUACCCUAUUGCUCCUUCGCCCUUGCCACGGCCUCGACCCGCCUGGGCCUCCUGAGGGUGCAACAGCCACCCUUGCUCCACCUUCCCUGACUCCUUCAUCUCCUGCUCUCGCUUUCCAUCCUCUCUGCUCCUCCACGGUCUUUCGUUUCCUCCCACCCCCAUUCUGUCUUGCAUGCCGCCUACCAACCUCCGACCCUCCACUCCUCUUUCCAACCUCCCUCCCACAGUUGCCCCUACCACCAGUCCCCCUCCCACUGUCCCUCCAUCCACCGUCCCCCAUCCCACUAGCCCCUCUAUCACCAGCCCCUCUAUCACUAGCCCCUCUAUCACCAGUCCCUCUAUCACCAGCCCCUCUAUCAUUAGCCCCUCUAUCACUAGCCCCUCUAUCACCAGCCCCUCUAUCACCAGCCCCUCUAUCACUAGCCCCUCUAUCACUAGCCCCUCUAUCACUAGGCCCUCUAUCACCAGCUCCUCUAUCACCAGCCCCUCAAUCACCAGCCCCUCUCUCACCAGCCCCUAUCUCACCAGCCCCUCUCUAA
Closterium sp. Naga37s-1 is the source of this 1005-nucleotide messenger RNA. The record is from the annotation of a GenBank genome assembly. Lineage: Eukaryota; Viridiplantae; Streptophyta; Zygnematophyceae; Desmidiales; Closteriaceae.